Molecule: messenger RNA, 1433 nt
Organism: Ornithodoros turicata
Lineage: Eukaryota; Metazoa; Arthropoda; Arachnida; Ixodida; Argasidae
Gene: pip
Product: uronyl 2-sulfotransferase-like
Exons: 7
Coding region: 41-967 (308 amino acids)
Cellular component (GO): membrane
Molecular function (GO): sulfotransferase activity
Source: RefSeq, a predicted model, not a curated record
GCGACGUGGAGACGCUUUGGAAACGGUCCCAGAUGUCGCGAUGACGUGCCGUUCCCGAGGGCUGGCCAUAUGCAGCGUCAUCCUCCUGGUUAUGCUCUCCUUGUGCGUGUACCUUGCUCGUCCGACGUUAUACUGGACAACAGUAUACAACCAGGAUGUAUCGUCCCGGACCUCCAUGCGAUUAUUUUACAACCGUGUACCCAAGUGUGGUUCGACAACACUCCUUACUUUGUUACGACGUUUGAGCGGCAUCCAUCAAUUUCGCCAUGUUCAUUCCAAAACUUAUGACAAGCGUCUGUUAUCACGUCCUGACCAGGAGGAAUUAGCGAAGAUGAUUUCGUCAGAACCCGCUCCCCUGAGUUACGACCGCCACGUUUAUUUUCUAGACUUUCCAAGUUUUGGUUUGUCACCUCCAUCGUACAUCAACGUACUUCGAGAACCAACGGAACGGAUUGCUUCUUCAUUCUACUACAGACACUCCGUAGGCCGCGGAAACCUCAGUGUCGCAUGGCGGCAAAAGAGCCUCGAAGACUGCAUCGUACAAGGGCACGCAGAAUGCAGUUUCCUUGAAGGCCAGGAGAACCAUUGGGCGCUCACUGUACCAUUUUUCUGCGGUCAGGACCCGCAUUGCACGCUGAUACAAAAUACAUGGGCACUCCAGAAAGCUAAAGAAAACAUCGAUCAACAUUACACCGUCGUAGGAGUUCUCGAAGAACUCAACUCCUCUCUAGCACUACUCGAAGAAAGGCUGCCGCAGUUUUUCCGCGGAGCUCGGCACGUCUUCCGCGAGCAAAGGCUCCACCAGAACCGUAACAAGAACCCGAUAAAGAGGCCCGUCCCAACGUCCGUGAGAGAAAUGCUGCGGAAGAACCUCAGCCACGAGUACGACUUGUACGACUUUGUGCAGCAGCGUUUCCGCCGCCAGUUGCAGACAUACGUUGAGCCUACGUCGUUAGGUUUACGAUAAUUUUUAUUGUAUUGCCUAUGUACAUGAUAGCAAACAGAGAACGACGUACAAGGUAAGAGUACUCGCUCUCUGCUCAAAAGCCUGGUCCAUGAUAACACGUUCCGUACCGUGUUCAGUUUUGCACAGGUUCAACUAAAAUGGGCAGUCGUGCAAUUACAAAUAAAAAUUAUUUAUGUUUGUUAUGACCUAGUUUCUGCAUGUUGCGUGCAUGCGUGAGAGUCCUCGUGAUUGCGGACUGGAAUGCAAGCCUGUGAAAUGAUGUGUCACAGUAAAAGAAACCGCAAAGGGCGUUGUGUGACAGACACAGACGUAGCACAUAAUUUGUACAUGAAUGUGAUGGGAACGUUAGUAUGAAAAUAGCGUUAGUAGGAAUCACAUCUCCGAGUACUCGUAAAAUUAAUAAUAAUAAUAAUAACAACAAUGAUUGAGUGUAGAUUCACAUGAAACGAACAAAUAAAGAUGUAGA